GGAAGCCCAGCGGCAGUGUCGCAAAAACGUCGCGAAGGCGUCCGUUCUUGGCGGCUCCAGGCCACCUGUACAAUAAGCGGAGAGUGCUGGGGCUGGUAAACUAGUAUGGAAGCGGCCGAGGUCCUCCGAGCUUGCGGGGACUCGAUGGCGAAGCGGCUCGCCGGUGCCCCGGGCUGCUGAGCUCUCGCCGCCUGCGACCCCGUGGCGCGGCCGCAGGGCCAUGCUGGCCUCGCGGGUGGCGCGCGCCUCGUGGGGGGCCCUGCGCGGUGCCGCGUGGGCGCCGGGGGUGCGGCCGGGCAAAGGGCGCACCCGCUGGGCCCUGCUGCCUCCCGCGCCCGGCUGCCUGGGCUGCUUGGCGGAGCGCUGGUGGCUGCGCCCGGCCGCGCUCGGCCUGCGGCUGCCUGGCGCCGGCCGGCGGGCCCACUGCUCGGGCGGGGGGAAGACGGCCCCCGAGCCCGCGGCCGGAAAGGACGCCGCCGCCGAGGCCCGGAGUGGCCGGUGGGGCCCGGCGAGCGCCGCCAGUCUGUAUGAAAACCCAUGGACAAUCCCAAAUAUGUUGUCAAUGACGAGAAUUGGCUUGGCCCCAGUUUUGGGCUAUUUGAUUAUUGAAGAAGAUUUUAAUAUUGCACUAGGAGUUUUUGCUUUAGCUGGGCUAACUGAUUUGUUGGAUGGAUUUAUUGCUCGAAACUGGGCCAGUCAAAAAUCAGCUUUGGGAAGUGCUCUUGAUCCACUUGCUGAUAAAAUACUUAUCAGUAUCUUAUAUGUUAGCUUGACCUAUGCAGAUCUUAUCCCAGUUCCACUUACUUACAUGAUAAUUUCAAGAGAUGUAAUGUUGAUUGCUGCUGUGUUUUAUGUCAGAUAUCGAACUCUUCCAACACCGCGCACACUGUCUAAGUACUUCAAUCCUUGCUAUGCCACUGCUAGGUUAAAACCAACCUUCAUCAGCAAGGUAAACACAGCAGUCCAGUUAAUCUUGGUGGCAGCUUCUUUGGCAGCUCCGGUUUUCAAUUAUGCUGACAGCAUUUAUCUUCAGAUCCUGUGGUGUUUUACCGCUUUCACCACAGCUGCAUCAGCUUACAGUUAUUAUCAUUACGGUCGGAAAACUGUUCAGGUGAUAAAGGGCAGAUGAAAGCCAUCCGUCAUCGUUAGCAAGGAAGCAGGAUACAUUUUCGGCAGCAGGGCCAGUGGAAAUCUCCAGGAGUUUCCUUAUUUUGGUGUUCAGCUUGAAAAAGGACUUGUCAGAACAAACCAUGUCGUCAGAAUUUAAUGUGCAUUGAAAAUAAGCUUGAUCAUGGGUAUAAGCAGAAUUUCCAAUGUAUUUUUAAAUACAAAUAAAACUAUAGAAUUUUUUAUCUUAGGUCUCUUGAUUAAUUUAUAAGGUUGCAAUUAUUCCAGUUAUUGUCAGCCAUUUUUUUUACUCCAUUAAAAAAAUAAUCCAGAGCAUAGAAACAGAGGAGUUGCCACUUCUCUUUAAUAGAAUUUAGAUGGCUCACAAAGCCCUCAGGAAUUUGUUGGGUUUAAAUAUACAUCCUAUAUAACUUGGCUACAUAGUUUUAUGUUUGAUUUUUAGAUCUGUGUACACAUUAACAGUGUAUGUGGUUAAUAUUUGAUUGUUUAGGAUAAUGACAGAAUACAGGUAGCUUAGUUGUGGAUGAAGUAAAUUUGUAAAGAGAUUUAAAAUGCAAUAAGUUUUGAAAAUAAUAAGAUCAAAAUAGAAGGUACUGAAGUUCAUGUUUAGUGUUCUUCCAACCUCUCAGGUGCCUAACAGUUUAUGCAUCAGGAUAAUAAGUGACAAAGGCAGCUGGAAAAUGAAAGCAUGUCUGUCACGCUAGCCAUCCACGAGGCAGUGAGUUCCAUCAUGCCUUCCCACUGUAUUUCUAACAUAACAGUGUUUGUAUCAUACGGGAACCUGUACUCAUAUGUUAUGUAAAUAAUAUGAAACUGUGUAUUUUUCAAAGUUUUUUUUUUUAAACUCUGGGGAAUCUUGUUAAGAUGUUAAAGGAAUAAAAGAGUUGGAAAAAAGUGUACCUUCAA
Molecule: messenger RNA, 2034 nt
Organism: Camelus dromedarius (Arabian camel)
Lineage: Eukaryota; Metazoa; Chordata; Mammalia; Artiodactyla; Camelidae
Gene: CRLS1
Product: cardiolipin synthase 1
Exons: 7
Coding region: 221-1129 (302 amino acids)
Biological process (GO): cardiolipin biosynthetic process
Cellular component (GO): mitochondrion; membrane
Molecular function (GO): cardiolipin synthase (CMP-forming) activity; CDP-diacylglycerol-glycerol-3-phosphate 3-phosphatidyltransferase activity
Source: RefSeq, a predicted model, not a curated record